AUGCUUCACAGCCUCGCCGGGAAGAAUGUCCACCUCGCCAUCUCCGCCGCCACAGCCGCGGCGGCGUCGGAACCGAGCUCGGCCUACAACCGGCUCAUCUCGGAGUACGGCUCUGCGGGGAGAAUCGCAGAGGCUCGGGAGGUGUUCGACAAAAUGCCGCGCCGGAAUGUGGUCUCCUACAACUCAAUGAUCGCCACCUACGGCCGGAGCGGAGAGAUGGGGGAGUGCUUCCGGCUUCUCUCUGAGAUGAUGCUCGCCGGUCUCCGGCCAACAGAGUUCACCGUCGGCGGGAUCCUGGCGGCACCGCCGGUGGGCCUCCGCCAUGCGCAGCAGCUGCACUCGCUGAUCCUGAAGACAGGGCUCCUCCACAGCGGGCCCUUCUCCGGCACGGCGCUGAUCGGUGUACUUGGCCGGCACGGGAGCAUUGGCGGCGCCGCCGAGGUCUUCCGGGAGAUGGGUCACCGGAGUACGGCGACCUGGAACUCCAUGAUGGCGGAGCUUUCCCGGCGGGGGCUUGCAGAGGAGGCGCUGCGGCUGUUCAGGGAACUUCUGAGAACGGAGAUGGAGCUCUCAGAGAGCUCUCUCAUGGUGGCUCUCUCCGCCACCGCCGGCGGAGAGCGGCUCCACUCGUUGGCCCUGAAGUCCGGCAUGGAUUCCCAUCUGCCCGUGGCUAACAGCUUGCUCAAGGCGUAUUGCAGCGGCGGCGGCGGUGGCGUGAGGGCAGCGGAGAGGAUGCUCUGGUUCAUGGCGGAGAGGGACGCAGCUUCGUGGAAUACCAUGAUCGCGGAGCUCUCCAGGAGCGGGGAGCCCGUCGGAGCUCUGCGGCACUUCUCCAUGAUGGGCUCCUGCGACGGGUUGCUCCCUAACGGGAGGACGCUGGCGAGCGCGCUCAGUGCCUGCGCGGAGCUGGCGGCGCCGCCGGCCGGAGAAUCCGUGCACGGGAAGGCCGUCAAGCUCGGGUUGCAGGAGGACGACUUCGUGGCAAGCUCGCUGGUGAACUUGUACGCCAAGUUCGACCGCCUGGAAGACGCCUGCUCGGUGUUCGGCGAAACUCCGGCGAGGGAGCAGAAGCCCACCGCCGCUUGGAACGCCCUCCUCGGAGGCUUCUCCCGGCGAAGCUGCGGCGGCGCCACCGCCCUCCUGCGGGAGAUGCUCCGGCGGGCCUCCCCCCCCAACGAGUUCUCUUUCUCCUCCGCCCUCCGCUGGUCCUCCCUCCCGGAGCUCCGCCAGCUCCACUCCCUCGCCGUCAAGAUGGGCUUCCAGGGCCACGGCCGCGUUGCCAGCGCCGCCGCCGCCGCUUACGUUGACGAAGACGCCGCCUUCGACGUCGCUGGACACUUCAUGGGUUCUUCUUCUUCAUCAUCUUCUUCCUCGCCGGUCCAGGUGCCGGUGGCCGUGGCCAACGCGGUGGGGGGGAUCCUCAACCGGCGGCGCCAUUUCAGGGAGACGGUGGAGCUCCUGUCUUCUUCUUCCUCCUUUUUCCUGGCGGAGGAACCGGAUGUCGUCACCUGCAACAUCCUGCUCGCCGCCUACGCGCGCGGCGGCGACCACGGCGGCGCGCUGCGCCUGUUCAGGCGCAUGCACGCCGCCUGGGGAGCUCCCGACGACAGCACCGCCGUGAGUCUGCUCAGCGUCUGCAAAUCCCUCUCCAGCCUCCUCCUCGGUGCUCUCCUCCAUGGCCUGAUGAUCAAAGCUAGCUUCCAAUCCUUCGACGUCUUCGCCCACAACGCGCUGCUGGACAUGUACGGCAAGUGCGGCAGCAUGGAGGGCUGCCGGAGGGUCUUCGAGGAGAUGUCGGAGAAGAACCUGGUCUCAUGGACGGCCAUGGUGGCGGCGCUGGGGCUCCACGGCGCCGCCGCCGCGGCCCUGGCGGCAUUCCGGCGGAUGGAGGAGGACGGGUUCUGCCCCGACGGGGUGGCCUUCCUCGCCGCCCUCUCCGCCUGUCGCCACGGCGGGCUGCCGGAGGAGGGACUCUGGCUGCUCCGGCGCAUGGAGAACUGCUACGGCGUGCCGCCGGCGGCGGAGCACUACGCCUGCGUGGUGGAGCUCCUCUGCCGCUCCGGCAGAGUGGAAGACGCCGAGCUUCUGAUAAGCUCCAUGCCCUUCGCGCCGGGCGCCGCAGUGUGGCGCGUCUUCCUCAGAGGUUGCAGAGAUCUCGCCGGAACCAGAGUCGCAGAGGGUUGA
This is a messenger RNA of Spirodela intermedia, 2184 nucleotides long. NCBI's taxonomy places the organism in Eukaryota, Viridiplantae, Streptophyta, Magnoliopsida, Alismatales, Araceae. The record is from the annotation of a GenBank genome assembly.